This is a messenger RNA of Adineta steineri, 1011 nucleotides long. NCBI's taxonomy places the organism in Eukaryota, Metazoa, Rotifera, Eurotatoria, Adinetida, Adinetidae. The record is from the annotation of a GenBank genome assembly.
AUGUCAACAGCAUCGUUUACUUUCAUAAGUAGUCAAUUUAGUAUUUAUGUUGGUUUUUCAAUAUUUACUCUUGGUAUAUUUGGAAAUCUAAUUAAUCUACGUCUGUUAUUUCCUUUACGUAAAAAUCCAUCUUCAUUUCUCUUAUUUAUUUCAUCAUUUUUUAAUUUAAUUGCUUUAUCAUUUGGUCUUCUUCCAAGAAUAUUAUCCAUAGGAUUUGCUAUUGACGCAUCCUUAACUAAUCUAAUCUGGUGUAAAAGUCGUCUAUUUUUCAGCUAUAACGGCACUAUUACUUCAAUAAUAUGCAUCUGUUUUGCUUCCAUUGAUAGAUUUUUUGUUUCAUGUCGUAGUGUGGUAUGGCGUAAUAGAAGCAAUUUAAAAACUGCUAAACUAGUUAUUCUUAUAACCAUUCCAAUAAUUAUCGGAAUAAACAUCCCAUAUUUAUUAUUCUAUACGAUUGUUCAGACGAAAACUGACGCAGGCAAUAUAACUAGAAAAUGUACUACCACGAAUUCUGGUCUAAUUCUUUACGGAAAUUAUUUUGUUCGACCUGUUUUAAUUGGUUUAUUACCUAGUACGAUAUUAUGUAUAACAGGUUGUCUUAUAUAUCGUAACAUAAAUUCAAUAGCUAGUAUUCAAUUACGUGGUACAUUUCAACGAAAUUUAACGUCAAUGGUAUUCAUACAGAUAAUUACAUUUAUUAUUCCAGUAAUGCCGUUUGCUACGAUAAAUAUUUAUCAAUUGUUAACAUCAUCAAUUCAAAAAUCAUCGUAUCGUUUAGCACAAGAAAUGCUUGUUUCUGAUACAACAAAUAUAAUUUUAUAUAUUAGUUAUGCAGCAAAUUUUUAUGUAUAUCUAAUUUCAUCAUCAUCUUAUCGUCGAGAUUUUCUACAAUUUAUUCUAUUUUGUUCUAAUCAAAAUCGUUCGAACAAUCAUGUCCAUCCUCUACCUGGAGUACAAUUUACCCUGAAUCAAAUGUCAACUAUACAACAAUUUCCACGAGUAACACAUUAA